AUGAUAGGCAAAAAAGAAAUAAAUUAAACUAGUAAGAGUAAAAAAAAAUCACUAGCACUAAAAUAAAAAAUAGGAAUCCUUCCUCUACAAACAGCAAAAGCGAAAAAUAUUUUAAAAUUUUAUCCCAAGCACUUAAUCUACUUUAUAAAUUUAUCUAUUAAAGGUGGCCUUCUAUGUAUAUUAAAAAUAAAAAUUUCCGUACUAAAAAGAAUAGAGUUAGCAAGAUGUAAUAUAAGACAAUAUUCUUUUCCUAUUUAAUAAAAUUUUUAUUAUACUUAAAAAAUUAUUUAAAGAAUUACCUUUAUAAAGCUCUAUAAAAUAAUAACUAUAAAAAUAGUAUUUAUUUUAUUUAAGCAGUGA
Molecule: messenger RNA, 360 nt
Organism: Tetrahymena thermophila SB210
Lineage: Eukaryota; Ciliophora; Oligohymenophorea; Hymenostomatida; Tetrahymenidae
Product: transmembrane protein, putative
Exons: 2
Source: RefSeq, a predicted model, not a curated record